UCACUCCGUCGCCACCACGACUCAGUGGGAACAGGAAUUGCAUUGGCUGCUCCCGUCCUGUUCUCCAUGGAACAACGGCUGGUCGUAUCGUGUUAUUUUCAUUUGCUUUAAAAAAAAAAAAAAAUCUACCCGUUCCAUUCUACCACACAGAUUUCUGUACUGCGUCGUGCAUGCGGGCAAACAGCAGUGUCUUUAAAAGCUCUUAGCAUGCUGCUGUUUCAGCUACCAGAGGAUGUGUUGUAUCACAUAUUGUCUUAUUUGGACUGCAAAACACUGAGUCGUCUCUCUCAGGUGUCUAAAGCAUUUUGCCACAUUGUUAGCCGCGAUGUGGUAUGGAAGAAGAUCGCCAAAGAGUUAUUAAACACUGGAAUAACUCGAUAUUGGACAGACAUAUAUCCUCACAUCCUGCUUAAGGACCGAGUGAAGAUUGCUCAAAACUGGUAUCACGGUGUCUGUAAAAGGGCUACACCUUUGAAAUGGAAAACAAAAUUGUUGCCAUGGUUACAGCUGGAUGGGGACACACUAUUUUUGUCUCAGGCUGCAGAAAUUAGAGCCUACCCUCUGCGCCAAGACUGCAGGAGGAUACAGCGUAACCCUAUAAAAAUCUACUCUGGCCACCAGGCCGAUGUCUGCAGAUUUGUUCUUACUGAAUCUCACCUGAUCAGUGGCGGAAGUGAUGGCAAGAUUAUGGUCCAUGGUAGGAGAAGUGAAAGCCCAAUGAAGUUAUUCGGUCAUAAUCAGGAAGUAAAUUGCAUUGAUUCGAAAAAUGAACUAAUCAUCAGUGGAUCUAGAGACCAAACAACCCAGAUCUGGACACUGACUUCCAACUGCCGCAGAGCCGUAAUUCCCUUGUAUGACAGAGUCUGGUCUGUAGCAAUUAAUCCUGCACUGAGUUCCUUUGUAACUGGUACUGCUUGUUGUGAGAACUUCUCCCCUCUACGCAUGUGGGAUGUUGAACGGUUGGAGUGUGUCUGCAGUCUGGGUUCAGGUUUCCGUCGAGGGGCUGGUGUGUUGGAUAUGGUAUUUGAGACACCUUUUCACCUCUUCACUUGUGGCUAUGACACAUUUAUUCGACUCUGGGACCUUCGCCUAAGUCCGCAUAAGAAUGUAAUGGAGUGGGAGGAACCUCAUGACAGUGCCUUAUACUGCAUGCAAACAGAUGGAAAUCACAUGAUAGCCAGCGGCUCCUCCUACUAUGGUGUUGUUCGACUCUGGGACAAAAGGCGGACUGAAUGCUUACAGGGGGAGCACAUACUGGGAGAAGAGGAUAGGCCCAAGAAUGGAACCUUGCGGGACUCCCUUUUCAAGAGGCACAGCGGACAAGCGAUGCUUACCAAGACUAACAGAAACACUUCUUUGAGACAAACAACACCGAAACCACCAAAGAGCAGUCCCACUAAUGCCCACACAAUGCUCCAGUUUUUCCAGUUGAGCUCUGACCCAGUGAGCAGCCCAGUAUACUGCCUGUGUUUCAGCUGCUCUCACCUGUAUGCAGCCCUGGCCACUGCACUCCACUCAUUAGACUUCAGACACAACCUCAACAUCACCAUCAGCAAUGGGGUACAGGACAUGGCAGUGUGCACACAGGACAUGGCAGCGGAUUGCUGUUUGAUUAUUGAUGGAUUUUUGGUGUUGUCUUAGCUUUCCAUGCCUUUUUGCAUCUCCCUUCAAUAAAUUUUCCUUGUGUCAUUUCACAUUAUUACACACAACUUAAUUUCUGAGAUUAUUUGUUCCACUCUCUUUGUAUGUAUGGAUUACUGGGGUUUUUCCCAACAUAUGGUGAAAUUUUCAUGUCUCAAUAGCACCUUUGAAAAUAUAUUUAGUGAGAAAAAUGGUGACGUGAUAAAGAUUUAUUUCAACCGCUGCGUGUGUGUGUGUUUAUACACACACACAUCACACACACACACAGUGGAACCUCGAUAGAACGGACGCUGAUAUCACAGAUAUUGGAUAAAUCGGACCGUCGGGACAGAACAAUGUGUCCAAAAAUAAUUUCCAUUUGUCACUUAAAAUGCUGUUUACAAAGUCUGUCAGUUCCAGAAUUGGCCACUGCUACUUACUGGCGCUGUGGCGCAAUGCAGGCAGAGAAUGGGACUGACGUAUUUCCGGUCACAGAUAUACUGUACAAUUUGACUAGAUCCAACUCCUAAAGACGUGCCUCCUGUGCCUGAAUGGCAGUCAUGUUGAAUGUGGGGUAUUGACGUGGCAGCCAUGGAUGAUUUAUUGUCAAUUGUGUAUAAAGCGAGAGAGAGCGCCAUGGCUCUGAUGAAUCCAAAACUUAAGUCUUUGAAGUCUGGAACAUGCUAUUUUUGGUCCAGUAACUUUUUUUUUUUUUUUGUAAAACCGUUCACCUUUGGCAACGAAUUUGGAACUAAGAUGAUUCCAUAUGUGGGGUGGGGCAUACCUCUAACCUGGAGCAUAAAUAGUUUAGUUUCCCACACAAACAUUGGCUAGUGCGUCUUAACUAAGCCUUGUUCUAUGAACUGAUGAAGUCUGCUUGGAUGAGAGGCCGAAAGUCUUCUUAGACAAACAGAGCAGUCCAGUUGCAAUCGAGUCAAUGCCCUGAGAAUGAAAUGACCUGGAUGAAUGACAAUAUUCACAAGCAAGGUACAUUGUUGUGUUCCAAUGUGCACAUCAUCAUUCAAAUUCUGGCUGAUGAGUAUUGUUUGUGAUAAGUCCAAUCACAACACAUGCUGACCUUGCUGGCAAAUAGAAACUUCGGUCAACAUCUGACAGAAAGAACAAUGCACAUAAAUUGCAUAAUUGGGAAGUAACGAAGUACUUUGACUUCAUUACUGUACUUAAGUAGAUUUUUCAGGUAUCUGUACUUUACUUGAGUAUUUAUUUUACUUUUACUAAAUGUGUGGCGCAUUAUGAAACGUAAAAUACGACAACGGAGACCCCGGACUGUUGAACAGCUGAAGCUGUACAUCAAGCAAGCAAGAAAGAAAGAAUUUCACCUACAAAGCUUCAACAAUUAGUGUCCUCAGUUCCCAAACGUUUAAUUUAAUGUUGUUAAAAGAAAAGGUGAUGUAACACAGUGGUAAAAAUGAUCUUGUCCCAGCUUUUUUGGAACGUGUUGCACCCAUAAAAUUUGAAGUUAAAUAUCAUUAAAUAUCUUUUCUUUGUAGUGUAUUCAAUUAAAUAUUGGUCGAACAUGAUUUGCAAAUC
Messenger RNA from Phyllopteryx taeniolatus (common seadragon), 3171 nucleotides. RefSeq names its product F-box and WD repeat domain containing 4 (gene fbxw4). Gene Ontology annotation, molecular function: protein binding. Bases 208 to 1641 code for a protein of 477 amino acids. Gene Ontology annotation, biological process: SCF-dependent proteasomal ubiquitin-dependent protein catabolic process. Gene Ontology annotation, cellular component: SCF ubiquitin ligase complex. The transcript is spliced from 11 exons. The record is from RefSeq and is a predicted model, not a curated record. Lineage: Eukaryota; Metazoa; Chordata; Actinopteri; Syngnathiformes; Syngnathidae.